Molecule: messenger RNA, 8951 nt
Organism: Melanotaenia boesemani (Boeseman's rainbowfish)
Lineage: Eukaryota; Metazoa; Chordata; Actinopteri; Atheriniformes; Melanotaeniidae
Gene: abca2
Product: ATP-binding cassette, sub-family A (ABC1), member 2
Exons: 50
Coding region: 63-7625 (2520 amino acids)
Biological process (GO): lipid transport; transmembrane transport
Cellular component (GO): membrane; intracellular membrane-bounded organelle
Molecular function (GO): ABC-type transporter activity; ATP hydrolysis activity; lipid carrier activity
Source: RefSeq, a predicted model, not a curated record
ACAUCCACCGGUUGUUUGGAUCCAGCUACAGGCCGCCGCAGGCGGACAGAAUCUGAAGCAACAUGGGGUUCCUGCACCAGCUCCACCUCCUCCUGUGGAAGAACAUCUCCCUGAAGAGGAGGGGGCCGUGGGUGCUGGCCUUUGAGAUCUUCAUCCCGCUCGUCCUCUUCUUCAUCCUUCUGGGUCUGAGGCAGAAGAAGCCAGCGAUUCCUGUCAAGGAAGUGUCUUUUUACAGCGCAGCGCCGCUCACCUCAGCUGGCAUCAUUCCUAUCAUGCAGUCGUUGUGUCCAGAUGGACAAAGGGAUGAAUUUGGUUUCCUGCAGUACAAGAACUCCACGGUGACCCAGCUGCUGGAGCGGCUCAGUGAGGUGGUGGAACAGAAUCGACUCUUCAUGUCUGACAGACCUGGGUUGGGUCAGGAGCUGGACACCCUGCAACAGCACCUGGAGAGUCUCAGCUCCACCCCUUUACCACCUGACUACAACUUCAACAAGAGCCAAGGCUUCACUCUGGCCAGCGUGUUAAAGAACCAGACAGUUUUCCAGCAGUUCCUGCUCUCCAAUCUUUCCCUGUCCAACUCCUCAGCCAGCCUUCUGCUCAACACUCCCAUCAGCCUGAAAGAGGUGUACAGUCUGCUUUUUGGUACAUCUCUCGGAGAUGCUGGAGGGACCCAUACUUUGAUUCAUGGAGUGAAGGACAUCAAGCAAAAAUCUGGAGACAAAGUUUUGCAGAUGAAGGAGAAGCUGCUGGGAGGUGUUAACAGUCUGGGUGGAGGUCUGAUACAUGAAGUCUUACAUGAUGCAACAAAAGCCACCCUCAGACAGGCUGCGUUCAGGCUGAUGUUACGGGCGUUGGGCUUCCCCGAAGUCUCAGGAGGCCAAAGAAACAACCAGCAGGAGAUAAAGGAGGUGGAGGGGGUCCUCCUGACUGGAUCCAUGCUGGAGUUCCUCACCUGUGGGGACGGCAGCACCACCGAGCUUAGUAAGAUUCUGUUGGUGGCUGAGAAGCAGCGACCGGUGCUGCAGGCCUAUCACAAGGCAGCAUGCAACGAAGGAGAGGCUCAAAGAUCGGAGCGCUUCAGGCAGCUGAGCCAGGAGCUGAGAGAGCAGAUCAAUGCACACAGUGUUACUGAGAAGCUGCAUCUGGAGGCACCUGGAUCCUUGGUCCCUCUCUCUCAGUCCCAGCUCGGGGGCCUGUUGAAGGAUCUGGCAGAGGUAAAGAGGCUUCUCAAAGACGUAGACCUACUCUCAGGCUUGGCUCGGCUGUUGCCCAAAGGAGCCUGUACUGGUCAAAAUCCAGCAUCCCCAACCAACGUGAGCUGGUCCCUUAACACCACCACUUGUGGGCCCAACAUGACUUACAGCCCUGGAGAGGAAGGGGAAGAGGGUGGAGAGGGGAGAGAAAAAGACCAGGACGAAGCGGAGAACCCUCAUUCCCAGUUUUCAGCAUUUGUGCAACUGUGGGCCGGACUGCAGCCCAUUCUGUGUGGGAACAACAGGAUCAUUGAGCCGGAGGCGUUGAAACAGGGUAAUAUGAGCUCUUUGGGAUUCACCAGCAAAGAGCAAAGGAAUCUGGGGCUACUGGUUCACCUGAUGACUGCAAAUCCCAAGAUCCUCUACUCCCCCAUUGGUUCCCAGGUGGACAAAGUGAUUCAGAAGGCAAAUGAGACAUUUGCUUUUGUUGGGAAUGUGACACAUUACACUCGGAUUUGGUUAAACAUCUCAGCCCAGCUCAGGAAUUUCCUGGAGGAAGGCCGACUGCAAAGCCAUCUGAUGUGGUUGGAACAGCUAUCCUCAGAGCUUCAGCAGCAUCCUGAGAUGCUAAACAGCACAGACAGUGAGCUGAUGCAGGGUCUGAUAGAAGGAAACUACACGCUUCCUAACGCCUCCACCCUGCUGGAGCAGCUAGAUACUAUUGACAAUGCUGCUUGUGGCUGGACACGCUUCAUGUCUAAGGUCAGUGUGGACGUCUUCAAAGGCUUUCCUGACGAGGACAGCAUCGUGAACUACACGCUGAACCAGGCCUACCAUGACAAUGUGUCAGUGUUUGCCAGUGUGAUUUUCCAGACGAAUAGAGAUGGAUCUUUGCCGCCUCAUGUUCUGUAUAAAAUCAGACAGAACUCGAGCUUUACAGAGAAGACUAAUGAGAUACGACGGGCCUACUGGCGACCUGGACCCAACACUGGAGGGAAAUUCUACUUUCUCUAUGGUUUUGUUUGGAUCCAAGACAUGAUAGAGAGAGCCAUCAUCAACACAUUUGUGGGCCAUGAUGUUGUGGAGCCCGGUAACUACGUUCAGAUGUUUCCUUACCCGUGUUACACCAGAGACGAUUUCCUGUUUGUGAUUGAGCACAUGAUGCCUCUCUGCAUGGUGAUAUCCUGGGUUUAUUCAGUCGCCAUGAUGAUUCAGCACAUCGUGGCUGAGAAGGAGCACCGCCUCAAGGAGGUGAUGAAGAUGAUGGGUUUGAACAAUGCAGUGCACUGGGUGGCGUGGUUCAUCACCGGUUUUGUCCAGCUGUCCAUCUCUGUCACUGCUCUCACAGCCAUUUUGAAAUACGGUCGGGUGUUGCUGCACAGCGACCCUGUGAUCAUCUGGCUCUUCUUAACCAUCUAUGCUGUGGCUACCAUCAUGUUCUGUUUCUUGGUGUCAGUGAUCUAUUCCAAAGCUAAACUGGCCUCAGCCUGUGGAGGAAUCAUCUACUUUCUCAGCUAUGUGCCCUACAUGUAUGUAGCCAUUAGAGAGGAGGUGGCCCAUGAUAAGAUCACUGCCUUUGAGAAGUGCAUCGCUUCUCUCAUGUCCACAACAGCCUUCGGCCUUGGUUCCAAGUACUUUGCGCUGUAUGAGGUAGCAGGUGUGGGCAUCCAGUGGCGGACCAUCAGCCAGUCACCCGUAGAAGGUGAUGACUUUAACCUGGGGCUCUCCAUGAUGAUGCUCAUCGUCGAUGCUGGAGUGUACGGCGUGCUCACCUGGUAUAUUGAGGCUGUUCAUCCAGGGAUGUAUGGACUACCGCGCCCGUGGUACUUCCCUCUGCAGAGGUCCUACUGGUCAGGCAGUGGGCGGGUGGAGACUUGGGACUGGCCGUGGUGUGGAGGAGGGGCUUCCAGGCUUAGUGUGAUGGAAGAAGAUCAGGCAUGUGCCAUGGACCAGCGGAGAUCCGAGGAACUGCGAGGCAUCGAGGAGGAACCGAGCCACUUGCCUCUGGUGGUUUGUAUCGACAAGCUAACAAAAGUGUACAAGAAUGGCAGCAAACUGGCUCUCAAUAAGCUGAGCCUAAACCUCCACGAAAACCAGGUGGUUUCCUUCCUGGGACACAACGGUGCUGGGAAGACCACAACCAUGUCCAUCCUGACAGGCUUGUUUCCACCUACGUCAGGCUCCGCCAUCAUUUAUGGCCAUGACAUACGCACUGAGAUGGAGCGGAUUCGUCAGAACAUGGGAAUGUGUCCUCAGCAUAACGUCCUGUUUGACAAGCUGAGUGUAGAGGAACACCUCUGGUUCUACUCCAGACUCAAAGGCAUGGCUGAAGAAGACAUACGCAAGGAGAUGGGCAAAAUGAUUGUUGACCUGGAGUUAUCCAACAAGCGUCAUAGCCUGGUACAGACGUUGUCGGGGGGGAUGAAGAGGAAACUGUCUGUGGCCAUCGCCUUUGUUGGCGGUUCCAGAGCCGUGAUUCUGGACGAGCCCACAGCAGGGGUAGACCCCUACGCCCGCAGGGCCAUUUGGGACCUCAUCCUCAAGUACAAACAGGGCCGGACGAUCCUGCUGUCCACACACCACAUGGAUGAAGCAGACCUUCUGGGAGAUCGCAUCGCCAUCAUCUCGCACGGGAAGCUGAAGUGCUGCGGCUCGCCGCUCUUUUUAAAGAGCACCUAUGGAGACGGAUACAAACUGACGCUGGUGAAAAAACAGCUGGAAGGCCAAGGCCAGGGCAGCCAGCUGCAGUCUCCUUCGUCCGUUUCUCCGUCCUCAUCUUUAUCGCCUUGCUCAGAAGCUCGCGUCACCCAGUUUAUUCAGCAGUUUGUGGCGUCCUGUCUGCUGGUGUCAGACUCCAACACCGAGCUGUCUUACAUCCUGCCCUCUGAGGCCGUCAAGAAGGGCUGCUUUGAGAGGUUGUUCCAGGCUUUGGAGCAAAGCUUAGACAGCCUGGCUCUAACCAGCUUCGGAGUGAUGGAUACCACCUUGGAGGAGGUCUUCCUCAAAGUGUCUGAGGAGGACCAGUCUCUAGAGAACAGUGAUGCUGACAUGAAGGGUUCCCCGGGUGGAAGCUCAGUGGGGAAAUCAUCAGUGGGUUCAGGAGCCCAGGUGGGACCUCAAGCUGAGUCUGGGUCCACGGUGCAGAAGCCGGAGGUGGAACUGAGCAACCUGGUUCUUUGCUCCAAGCUGAGCCAGAGCCAAUCCUCUCUGAAAUCCUCCUCAUCUGUGGGCUCAGUCAGGGGAGAUGAAGGAGGUCUUUACGCAGACUUCUACGGAGACUACUGUCCUCUGUUUGAUAACGACCAGGAGUCUGACUCGGCCAGCUUGAGAGGGAAUGCAGAGAACCCCCCACCCCCAGAGGCAGAAGCACUGGAGGGGCAGGGCAGCUUCAAGUUGGACGGUUGGUGGCUGAAAUUAAGUCAGUUUCAUGGACUCAUUGUGAAGAGGUUCCACUGUGCUAAGAGGAACACCAAAGGUCUUUUCUCCCAGAUCCUCCUGCCUGCCUUCUUCGUCUGCGUUGCCAUGACCGUCGCCUUAUCAGUUCCCGAGAUCGGAGAUUUACCACCACUAAUCUUGUCUCCAUCUCAGUAUCAUAACUACACCCAACCGAGAGGCAACUUCAUCCCUUACGCCAAUGAAGACAGACCCCAGUACAGAAGUAAACUGUCCCCAGACGCCAGUCCACAGAAGAUUAUCACCACACUCCGUCUGCCCUCGGGUGUGGGGGCCACAUGUGUCCUCAAAACCCCCUACAACAGCACCCUGGACCAACUGGCACAAACCCUCAACCCCUAUGCAAACAACUCUAAGACCCUGGCUGCUCAGUACUUUGACUCCAUGUGUCUGGACUCCUUUACCCAAGGGGUCCCAUUGUCCAACUUUGUUCCCCCUCCACCUUCACCAGCUCCUUCAGAUGAUCCAGACCCCCAUUUUGAGGAUGGACUGUGGAACUUCACAGUUGCCCCCCCAACCUCAGCUCAUGAGCCCGUUACGUCUCCGCCAACCCUUCCUCUGUCCAUCCACGAGCCUGUGCGGUGCGUCUGCUCCAUGCAGGGUACAGGCUUCUCCUGCCCCAGCGGUGUGGGAGGACAUCCCCCCCUGAUGAAGGUGGUCACAGGGGACAUCCUGGUGGACAUCACAGGCAGGAAUGUAUCUGAAUAUCUGCUCUUCACAUCGGACAGACUGAGGCUGCACAGAUAUGGGGGUUUAACUGUUGGAAACAUCCAGAAAUCAGUUCCUGCAUCCUUUGGCAGAAAAAUUCCUCCGAUGGUUCGGAAGAUUGCCGUACGCAGAUCAGCUCAGGUUCUGUACAACAACAAAGGCUACCACAGCAUGCCUGUGUACCUGAACGUCCUGAACAACGCCAUCCUGCGAGCCAACCUACCUUCAUCUAAGGGAAACCCUGCUGCUUAUGGCAUCACUCUGACAAACCACCCGAUGAACCGGACCAGCGCCAGCCUCUCUCUGGACUAUCUACUCCAGGGCACUGAUGUGGUUAUUGCCAUCUUCAUCAUUGUGGCCAUGUCCUUCGUGCCGGCUAGCUUCGUGGUUUUCCUGGUGGCAGAGAAAUCCACAAAGGCCAAACACCUGCAGUUUGUCAGCGGCUGUGACCCCGUCAUCUACUGGCUGGCCAACUAUAUUUGGGACAUGCUGAACUACCUGGUACCCGCCACAUGCUGCAUUAUCAUCCUGUUUGUGUUUGACCUGCCGGCCUACACCUCUACAACCAACUUCCCUGCUGUCCUUGCCCUCUUUCUUCUCUACGGGUGGUCCAUCACUCCCAUCAUGUACCCAGCAUCCUUCUGGUUCGAGGUUCCCAGUACAGCCUAUGUGUUCCUCAUAGUCAUCAACCUCUUCAUCGGCAUCACUGCGACCGUGGCCACUUUCCUCCUCCAGCUCUUUGAACAUGACAAGGAUCUAAAAAAGGUCAACAGCUACUUGAAGUCCUGUUUCCUCAUCUUCCCCAAUUACAACCUGGGCCAUGGCCUGAUGGAGAUGGCUUACAAUGAGUACAUCAAUGAGUACUACGCCAAAAUAGGACAGUUUGACAAAAUGAAGUCUCCGUUUGAGUGGGACAUUGUGACUCGAGGACUCGUUGCCAUGACAAUAGAAGGCUUUGUUGGCUUCCUCAUCACCAUUCUCUGCCAGUACAACUUCCUCAGGAAACCCCCGAGGGUCCCGGUUAGCUGCCAGCCAAUAGACGAUGACGACAUAGAUGUGGCCUGUGAGAGAAGAAGAGUGCUGCGAGGAGACGCCGACAAUGACAUGCUGAAGAUUGAAAACCUGACAAAGGUGUACAAAUCCAGGAAGAUGGGUCACAUCCUGGCAGUGGACCGCCUGUGUCUUGGUGUCCGGCCCGGCGAGUGUUUUGGGCUGCUGGGAGUGAAUGGAGCUGGGAAGACAACCACCUUCAAGAUGCUAACAGGCGAUGAAUGCACCACAGGAGGAGAGGCUUUCAUUAAUGGAAACAGCAUCCUGAAGGACCUGUUACGUGUGCAGCAAAGUAUUGGUUACUGUCCACAGUUCGAUGCUCUGUUUGAUGACCUGACUGCCCGUGAACAUUUGGAGCUAUACACCCGCCUCCGUGGCAUUCCCUGGAAGGACCAGGGGAGGGUGGUGCAGUGGGCUUUAGAAAAGCUGGAGCUGUCGAAGUAUGCAGAUAAACCGGCUGGUACUUACAGCGGAGGAAACAAGCGCAAGCUUUCCACUGCCAUCGCUCUGAUUGGGUAUCCAUCGCUCAUCUUCCUGGAUGAGCCAACCACUGGCAUGGACCCAAAGGCCCGCAGAUUCCUCUGGAAUUUAAUCCUGGACAUAAUCAAGACUGGACGCUCUGUAGUGUUGACAUCUCACAGCAUGGAGGAGUGUGAAGCAUUGUGCACUAGACUGGGAAUUAUGGUGAAUGGGAGGUUUAAAUGUCUGGGCAGCAUCCAGCACCUGAAGAACAGGUUUGGAGAUGGCUACAUGAUAACGGUGAGGACCAAGAGCAGCUCCAGUGUAAAGGAGGUGGUACGGUUCUUCAACAGAAACUUCCCUGAAGCCGUCCUCAAGGAGCGGCACCACACCAAGGUCCAGUACCAGCUGAAGUCUGACUGGAUCUCCCUUGCUCAGGUCUUCAGUAAGAUGGAGCAGGUGGUGGAGGUUCUGGGCAUCGAGGACUACUCUGUCAGUCAGACCACUCUGGACAACGUGUUUGUCAACUUUGCCAAGAAGCAGAGCGACAGCUUGGAGCAGCAGGUGGUGUUGCCCACAGGUGGAGGACAGUCCCCAUUACAGUGCAUCCUGAACUUCCUGAGGUCCAGACCAGCCGUCACAGAGCUCAAUGCCCUGAUCAGCGAGGCGCCGGAGGAGCUAGAGACUGAUGACGAUGAAGGACUCAUCAGCUUUGAAGAGGAGCGGGUGCAGCUCUCCUUCAACACUGACACUCUCUGCUGAAAGCCGCCGUCAGCAGGUCAGAGAGACGAGGAUGGUGACGGAGAGGAAAACCUGAUCACGUCUGUCUCUGGGACGUGGGGCCAGACAGCUCCAGAUUUAACCUGGCGAGGACCAAACUGCAGCAGGCUACACAGGCCGGCUGGUCCAGAACCUUCCAGAUGAUCUGCAGCAGGCGGAGGAAUGUUGACUUUGAGAAUGUGUGUGGUCCUGGCUCGUGUAUAUUGCAGGUUUGCUACUAAUGUUAAAAAUGGAGGGUUUUUAAGGAUUUUUUGAUUUAACUUUGCUCAAAGCCUUGACGUAACCAGAGCGGGCCCGUGCUACUCUACCAAACUCAGCCUGCCUUUAGAGCAUGCCGCAACGAUGGAAAUGUAAUAGUCUAUUUUUCUGUGACAAGAAGAAUGAUUUAUUUUAGAUAUCGAAGCAACUGUGUGGUUUAUUUUAGAAGAUUUAGUGAAAGGCAGUGGGCAGGCGUGGAAGAAUUUGUCCUUGAUGUCAAACAUGGAGGGAAUCCACUCCGCUUGGAUCUGUCUAAUAAAUAUUCUUUUGUGGUUUUAACAUCUGAUUUUAUGGUUAAUAAGCUGAGAAACUGUAAAUAGUGACGGUGACGCCAUCUGCUGUGAAGGUAAUGGAUGUUGCGCCUACGACUGCACUACCAUCACUGUGACACUAAACUCAACUCUCGGACCAGAAUGAAAACUGACUCCAUGUUUUAUGAUUUGAAGAUGAUCCAGAAACAUGUACUGGUAUCUGCUACAUUUACAGAACAUGUCUUUAUGAAUAUUUGUUGGCUUGUGCUUUUAAACGGCCUUUCUCUUCGGUUCUGUGUUAUGUGACUUAUUUCACAGCUAAUUCACUCUACAUUUUGGUGAUUAAUAUGGUGUGUUUUACUUUUUCUUGUUUUCUACAUGAGGUGAUUAAACGAGGAAAACUGUUCAUUGUAUGAGAAUGUUAAGCUGGUGGGACAUAAAUUAUUGUUUGCAUAGAUUUGAUUGUAAAAUACAGUGAAACACUGAUUACCACAGAUUUCUUUUUAGAGCAUCUGAAGAUCUGUCUGUGAUCAUUGGAGAAAUGAAGCUCUGAAGUUUUUCUUCUUAAAACAAUACAUAUAAGAAUCAGGGAUGAGUUUAAUCACAAACCAAAAUGAAUCAGUAGGGCAGUAAUUCAUGUCACCAGCAGCCACUGGGCUUAUGUGCAAUCAACGAAAAGUUUUGCUCGUUAUUUACAGUGAAGUUCUGGAUGUUGUGGGGAUGUAAAGCAUCAGAUUCUGCACAAAAUGUGUGACGUUGACAUUAAAGUUCCUCUAUGAUUAAACUUGUUUCAGAGCUC